AUGAAUCGCUGCUUCAUCCUUUGGAUUUCCUUGUAUGUGGAUUGUUUUACAGCAUUCAUACAGAUAGCCACAGAGGGGACAAGCACAACAAUAACUUGCGUCUAUGAUAUGGAAUACAGAUUUGACAAUAAAUAUUGGUGCCGAGGAAGUUCCCGAACAUCUUGUGAUAUUUUAGGAGAAACAAAGAAGUUUGUAAAGUGGAACUAUAAAAGCAGAUUGACACUCCUUGAUAACAGGAAAGGGGUCUUUUGGGUGACAUUGCACCAACUGACAGAAGAUGAUUCAGGAACAUAUUGGUGUGGAAUUGAUAGGCCUUUUGCUGACAUAAUGACUUCAGUGAAACUGAAGGUAAAUAAAGGACGUCUACCAAGCAGACUGGUGGAAGAGGGACAAAAUGGCAAAGUGAUCUGUCCCCUCUCUGCAACUCCUACAACAUCUACAGCUGAGGUUACUACAGCUUUCCUAGAUAUUUCCGAUUUUAAUUUAAACACAUCUCUGUCUUCCAAUGCCACUUGUCAUGAUAAAGUCACAGAAAGAAACUGGAAUUAUAGCCCAUGGGGUAUUCUACACUGGGUGUUCAUGGUUCUUCUCAUGGCUUCUUUCAUUCUGAUUCAUUGGAACAUCAUAUCUAUAUAA
Messenger RNA from Lacerta agilis (Sand lizard), 636 nucleotides. RefSeq names its product CMRF35-like molecule 8. The record is from RefSeq and is a predicted model, not a curated record. The transcript is spliced from 5 exons. NCBI's taxonomy places the organism in Eukaryota, Metazoa, Chordata, Lepidosauria, Squamata, Lacertidae. The coding region runs from base 1 to 636 and encodes 211 amino acids.